AUGGGAUUCUUCACCGGCAUGAUCCUUGGUAUCGGCAUUGGUAUCGUAUUGAUAGUCGCUUUCGCUCGUCACGAGAACGUUCGAUCCAAGCAUCGCUCCGAUUUGGCGAAGACGAUAGCAGAGUUUGCGAGGAUGACGGUGGAAGAUUCCAGAAAACUUUUGCCUCCUAAGUUCUAUCCAUCAUGGUUAAAUUGGCUUAAUACCCAACUCAGGAGGAUUUGGCCACACGUUGAUGAGGCAGCGUCAGAGUUGAUAAGAACCAUUGUGGAACCAAUUCUUGAACAAUAUAGGCCGAUUAUUUUGUCUUCUCUCACAUUCUCCAAGUUGACCCUUGGCACUGUGGCUCCACAAUUUACAGGAGUUACAAUCGUUGAAGAGCACAGUGGGCUUGAUGGGGUGACUAUGGAUCUUGAGAUGCAAUGGGAUGGUAACCCGAAUAUCGUUCUUGACAUUAAAACCCGAGUUGGUGUUGGACUUCCUGUACAGGUAAAAGAUAUUGGAUUCACUGGGGUUUUCAGGUUGAUCUUCAAACCACUAGUGAAUGAUUUCCCUGGUUUCGGAGCUAAAGAUCUGGAUUUUACUCUGAAGGUUAUUGGGGGUGAUUUAUCAGCUUUACCGGGGAUAUCUGAUGCUAUAGAGGAAACAAUUAAAGAUGCGAUUGAAGACUCUAUAACUUGGCCUGUACGCCAAAUUAUACCAAUUUUACCGGGGGAUUACAGUAAUCUAGAGUUGAAACCGGUUGGAAUACUAGAAGUAAAACUGGUGCAAGCAAAGAACUUAACAAAUAAAGAUUUGAUUGGGAAAUCCGAUCCUUAUGCUAUCCUAUUUGUACGCCCGCUUCGUGACAGAACCAAAACCAGUAAAGUAAUGAACAACCAGUUGAAUCCAAUAUGGAAUGAGCACUUUGAAUUCACUAUUGAAGAUGAGUCAUCGCAGCAUUUGACCAUAAGAAUUUUCGAUGAUGAAGGCAUUCAGGCUUCCGAACUUAUUGGCUGUGCCCAGUUUUCGCUGAAGGACCUCGAACCUGGUAAAGUCAAGGAUGUAUGGCUUAAGCUGGUUAAGGAUUUGGAGGUCCAUAGAGACAACAAGUACAGGGGUGAGGUGCACUUGGAGCUCUUGUAUUGCCCAUUUGGAGUCGAAUGCGCCAUUAAGAACCCUUUUGACCCUGAUUUCUCACUAACCUCGUUCGAGAAGACCCUCAAGACCGGUGAGGGAGAGAGUGAGGAUCCUACAGGUUCACGUAAGAGAAGCAACGUCAUUGUAAGAGGGGUUCUAUCUGUGACAGUGAUUUCAGCUGAAGACUUGCCAGUAGUAGACCUAAUGGGCAAGGCUGAUCCUUUUGUUGUCCUUAGUUUGAAAAAAACAGAAAAAAAACUCAAGACCCGAGUUGUAAAUGAAUCCCUAAACCCAGUUUGGAAUCAAACAUUUGAUUUUGUUGUUGAGGAUGGCCUGCACGAAAUGUUAAUUCUUGAAGUCUACGAUCAUGAUACGUUUGGCAAGGAAAAAAUUGGAAGAGUGAUCAUGACACUGACUAAGGUCAUCUUGGAAGGAGAAUACAAUGAAACUUAUCCUAUUGAUGGAGCUAAAUCCGGAAACAUUUCUUUGUAUUUGAAGUGGACUCCGCAGCACAAAUUCAGGGAUACUUAG
Molecule: messenger RNA, 1647 nt
Organism: Sphenostylis stenocarpa
Lineage: Eukaryota; Viridiplantae; Streptophyta; Magnoliopsida; Fabales; Fabaceae
Source: the annotation of a GenBank genome assembly